UGCAGCGGGCGGGCGGAAGUACGUCACUCCCCCGCUGGCUGGCGGGAAGAGGCUGGGCCUCCCCUCAGCAUGGCGGCGGUGGUUGGGCUGCGGGUGGCGGCAUGGCGGCUGGGUGUCGGCGUUCCGGCGCGCAGGGCGUUUUGGGGCGGCUUGAGGAAAGAGGAAAAAGAAGUAGAAGUAGACAAAGUAAUUCCUCAAGAGAAAAGUGAACCCAGCCUGAUCUGUCCCCCACCACGCAGCAGGAGCUAUCUUCCCCCAGAGGAUAUACAGUGCUGUAUUGAGUCUCACGUCAAGGAGGUUUUUGGACCCUCACUUCCUGAUAAAUGGCAGCAGACACCCCUCAAAGAGAACAGGUUAAAGUAUCGCCUCCUGGCUCAGCUGGCAGCAGAACUUGGUCACGCUGUCCCCAAUUCACAGCUCCACCUGAUGCGCAGUGCUGAGGAUGUCUUGAAUUUCUAUAGCACUCCUGUGAAGGAUGCGUCCAAGUUUGAUGAACUGUGCGCUGCAGAGCUACCCCCAAACCUGAAGAUCACCUGGCAGCAGUGAGUCGCGCUACGAAUCAUUGCUUUGCUUUGUCUGUGCUCCUAAGGCAGGUCGGCAGAGCAGAAGCAGAGCCCUUUCCUUGUUGUAUUGACCGAAUACAUAAAUAUCACUAAUAAAAGUUCAUUUAAUUGUC
Messenger RNA from Chroicocephalus ridibundus (black-headed gull), 676 nucleotides. RefSeq names its product mitochondrial ribosomal protein L50 (gene MRPL50). Bases 70 to 546 code for a protein of 158 amino acids. The record is from RefSeq and is a predicted model, not a curated record. Gene Ontology annotation, cellular component: mitochondrion; mitochondrial large ribosomal subunit. NCBI's taxonomy places the organism in Eukaryota, Metazoa, Chordata, Aves, Charadriiformes, Laridae. The transcript is spliced from 2 exons.